AUGGGGGCCUGGGACCCGGAAGUGGCGCCCUGGGCUCGCGGCGGCGCCGCGGGGAUGGCGGGAGCCGGAGCGGGUGCGGGAGCGGGAGCUCGCGGCGGCGGCGCGGCGGCGGGGGUGGAGGCCCGGGCGCGGGAUCCGCCGCCCGCAGCGCGCGCCCAGCAGCCGCCGCGCCACCGCCGCCCUGCGGCGCAGCCCUCGGCCCGGAGGAUGGACGGCGCGGCGGGGGGCGCGGGCCCGGGCGACAGCGCGCCGACCACCGAGGCCCUGUUCGUGGCGCUGGGCGCGGGCGUGACGGCCCUCAGCCACCCGCUGCUCUACGUCAAGCUGCUCAUCCAGGUGGGCCAUGAGCCAAUGCCCCCCACUAUCGGGACCAAUGUGCUGGGGAGGAAGGUCCUCUACCUGCCCAGCUUCUUCACCUACGCCAAGUACAUCGUGCAAGUGGACGGGAAGAUUGGACUGUUCCGGGGCCUGAGUCCCCGGCUAAUGUCCAACGCCCUCUCCACGGUCACCCGGGGCAGCAUGAAGAAGGUGUUUCCCCCAGACGAGAUGGAGCAGGUUUCCAACAAGGAUGACAUGAAGACUUCGCUGAGGAAAGUGGUGAAGGAGACCUCCUAUGAGAUGAUGAUGCAGUGUGUGUCCCGCAUGUUGGCGCACCCCCUGCACGUCAUCUCUAUGCGCUGCAUGGUCCAGUUUGUGGGACGGGAGGCCAAGUACAGUGGCGUGCUGAGUUCCAUUGGGAAGAUUUUUAAAGAGGAAGGGCUGCUGGGAUUCUUCGUAGGCUUAAUCCCGCACCUCCUGGGAGAUGUGGUUUUCUUGUGGGGCUGUAACCUGCUAGCCCACUUCAUCAAUGCCUACCUGGUGGAUGACAGCGUGAGUGACACCCCAGGGGGGCUGGGAAACGACCAGAAUCCAGGUUCCCAGUUCAGCCAAGCCCUGGCCAUCCGGAGUUACACCAAAUUUGUGAUGGGGAUCGCAGUGAGCAUGCUCACCUAUCCCUUCCUGCUGGUCGGUGAUCUCAUGGCUGUGAACAACUGUGGGCUGCAGGCUGGACUCCCCCCUUACUCCCCAGUGUUCAAGUCCUGGAUCCACUGCUGGAAGUACCUGAGUAUGCAGGGCCAGCUCUUCCGCGGCUCCAGCCUGCUGUUCCGCCGGGUGUCGUCGGCAUCGUGCCUUGCCCUGGAGUAACGAGAAUCACCAAGAAAUCUGCUCUCAGCCUGCCCCCCUGGGGUUGAAGCCUGAUCAUCUCGGGGCACCUGCCAGAUUCCAGCUCAGCCUCACCCAGUUGUGCCCCAGCCCAGCUGGGCUUUAGUUCCCAUAUUUGCCAUGUGUCUGUCCAGAUGUGGGGGUGGGUGGGAGUGGGCCCAGUGGGUCACUGGUUAGGUCUGGGGACAGCAGUGGGGCUGGGGAAUUGGGUACAGUUUCCUUCUUGCCCAGAGGAGUCAGGUCUGCCUUGUGCAGAGGGCCGGAGCAGCUGACAGUGGCCCAGGUGGGCUGGGGCAGGGUUCCUGGGGCAGAUUCACACACACACCCCCACGCCCCUGUGUGUAUCAGCCCAGUUCUCAUCUUGUAGCUCUGGGCCCACUUUGUAAAUAGGGCCCCGCCCACCUUGGGUCCAAGAAUCCAGGAGCUAUUACAGGUUCCACCUUCCGUUUUCUCAACACUACUUUCCUGCUCCGAAGGUGCCACCUUUCGAAUGGGAAAUCGUGGAACUCUGCGGAACGUGUCCGUGUCCCCCUCAUCAAGUGCUUGUCAGUGUCUCGGUGGCACCUCCUAUGCAGGAUGCGGUUCCCUGUACGCAGUGAGCACCCCUAGUUAAGCAGAUCGGUGUGUCUCAUCUUCUGCAGUUUCAAAGUUCCCUCAAAUAAAUGUAUUGGUGGUAAUUUGGAA
Messenger RNA from Suncus etruscus (white-toothed pygmy shrew), 1887 nucleotides. RefSeq names its product mitochondrial carrier 1 (gene MTCH1). The transcript has 12 exons. Gene Ontology annotation, cellular component: membrane; mitochondrion. The coding region runs from base 1 to 1185 and encodes 394 amino acids. The record is from RefSeq and is a predicted model, not a curated record. NCBI's taxonomy places the organism in Eukaryota, Metazoa, Chordata, Mammalia, Eulipotyphla, Soricidae. Gene Ontology annotation, biological process: positive regulation of apoptotic process.